AUGACUGAUGGGCCCACCGCUGGGUUACGACUCACCAUUCAGUCACCAUUCUCAGCUGUAAAAAAAGAGUCGACUCAGCUUCUUGAGCAGUGGCUGCUUCAAAACAGGAAGGCGGAAGACAGGAAGUCUCGCGGCGGCGGCGACUUUGGAGAAGUGGACUUGCCGGCGGCGAGCGCCGACGACGCCCGCAGCCUGCUCGACGGAAUGCCUCCUAGGAAGAAGCGCAAGGGUGCGUCGCCGGUGUGCGCCACCGACCGCAUCGGCACCCUCCCCGACAAUAUGCUCCACCACCUGCUCUCUUUCCUGCCAGCGCAGGCGGCUGUGCGGACGUGUGUGCUCGCCCGCCGUUGGCGCGACCUCUGGAGGUCCGCCACAGGCCUGCGAAUUGUCGGCCUCGACGACGACAACGACGAGAAGCCUGUCCAGGCCCAGGACCUCCAUAAGUCCGUGGACUAUCUGCUGGUCCUGCGUGAGCGCACAGACCUAGACACCGUUGAGAUAAGAUUCGACACUUUCCUGGAAGAGGACAUACCCUAUGUGAACCUAUGGGUCCGUUCUGCUGUGAUGUGCAAAGUUCAGGUGCUCACCCUCCAUGUCUGUGGAGACAUUCAAUACCUCUGCCUAGAUGACAUGCGUCUUGUCUCUCGGCAUCUCAGAACGCUGGACCUUCAGGGUGUAGCCCUACAGAUGACCUUCCUUGAUUUUGCUAGGUGUCCAGCAUUGGAGGAUCUGAAGAUGGUUAAUUGCCUCAUCAACGCCAAUAAGAUAUCAUCUCGUUCCCUGAAGCAUUUGAGCAUCACCGAUUGCCGCUCUGACUUGGAUUGCCCGAUCCAUGUUUCUACUCCGGGCCUUGUUUCUCUGGAACUAGAUGCGUUUGAUGGUUCAACCCCUUUUCUUGAAAACAUGGCGUUGCUAGAGACUGCAUUUGUCUACAUAGGCAAGGACUGCCAUGAUGUCUGUUUGAAUUAUGAAUCUGGUGUUUUCUGUGGAGCUAAUGAUACUACAUGUAAGAAUUGUGUUCCUAUUAGCGACGAUUGCAACAGUGAUUGUGUGCUUCUAGAUGGUAUCUCAACUGCUAAACACCUCAAGUUGAUAUCUGCAAUUGGAAAGUUUAUCUUCUCAAGAGAUUUGAAGCACUGCCCUGCAUUUAGCAAGUUAAAGACUUUGUUACUCAAUGAGUACUGGUGCGAGGCUCCUGAUUUGCAUCCACUAUCUUGCAUUCUGAAAAACUCACCAGUUCUAGAGAAGCUCACUCUUGAACUUUUUCCCAAGGUAUAA
Messenger RNA from Triticum aestivum (bread wheat), 1278 nucleotides. RefSeq names its product F-box/LRR-repeat protein At3g26922-like. The transcript has 3 exons. The record is from RefSeq and is a predicted model, not a curated record. Lineage: Eukaryota; Viridiplantae; Streptophyta; Magnoliopsida; Poales; Poaceae. The coding region runs from base 1 to 1278 and encodes 425 amino acids. Gene Ontology annotation, molecular function: protein binding.